Molecule: messenger RNA, 1111 nt
Organism: Rhinichthys klamathensis goyatoka
Lineage: Eukaryota; Metazoa; Chordata; Actinopteri; Cypriniformes; Leuciscidae
Gene: hrh2a
Product: histamine receptor H2a
Exons: 1
Coding region: 1-1110 (369 amino acids)
Biological process (GO): adenylate cyclase-activating adrenergic receptor signaling pathway
Cellular component (GO): membrane
Molecular function (GO): G protein-coupled receptor activity
Source: RefSeq, a predicted model, not a curated record
AUGACAUCUCAGAUAGCACUAGCCGUAACGCUCUCGCUUCUUAUCCUCCUCACUGUCAGCGGGAAUAUUUUGGUUUGUCUGGCUGUGUACUCUACGAGACGCCUGCGUAACGUCACCAACUGCUUCAUCGUCUCGCUAGCGGUUACAGACUUUCUACUGGGCGCCCUCGUGUUGCCAUUUUCCACCCUUUACCAAGUUACGGGCGACUGGCCACUAGGGGCGCACUUCUGCAACAUCUACAUUUCGUUGGACGUCAUGCUAUGCACUGCCUCCAUACUCAAUCUCUUCGCUAUCAGCUUGGAUCGUUACUUUGCGGUCACCGAACCGCUGCGUUACCCAAUGCUUUUGCUUCCGUGGCACGUCGGCGCGAUUUUAGCGACAAUCUGGCUGGUUUCGGUUGCCGUUUCAUUCGUCCCCAUCCACAUGGGCUGGAACACGCGGGACUUGAGCGUGCAAAAUAUUCGCGAGGGCGACGCUGCGCGAGACUGCCGAUUUGAGUUAAAUCCAGCGUACGUAUUGGUGGACGCCUUCGUGACGUUUUAUCUCCCCCUGGUGGCCAUGUGCUGGAGCUACCACCGAGUUUUUCGCAUUGCAAGGAUGCAGGCGAAACGGAUAAUUUCUAUUCGACGGGGUUCGUCGUCGGCUCCAGGCGCGACGAUUCUUGCAUUGCGCGAACACAAAGCCACAGUGACGCUUGCGGUUGUGCUUGGUGCGUUCGUGGUGUGCUGGUUCCCGUAUUUCACGUUUUUCACGAUAAUGGGGAUACGCAACGAAGAUAAUCCGCCACGGACGGCGCAGUCAGUGGUGCUUUGGCUAGGAUACGCAAACUCUGCGCUAAAUCCUAUCCUUUACGCUACGCUUAACAGAGACUUCAGGUCCGCUUACGCCAAGCUGCUAUGUGGAGGACGAGGAUGUAAAACACGGAGGGAAAUACCGAUAACGGCAAUGGAGGAGGGGCUAAUGAUUAGACACGCCCCUCCUGCACAAAGGGCGGAGCUUCGGCCCAGAACUUGUGUGUUGCUGCAAGAGAUUGAAAACGGGAAGAGGGUUGAUGGCAACACAACGACUGGUGCUACGGUUACCAUUGUAGUUAAUGGGAAUAAAAGGUAGU